UUCAGCAUGUCUAGGGUUCUUGGAGAGGGAGCGAUGGCGGAGCUCCCGAUCCGGCGCGAAUCGGAGUGCAUCGUGAGCGCUGUGCGCGACAACAGUGUCACGGUCGUGAUCGGCGAGACGGGAUCGGGUAAGACGACGCAGCUUUCGCAAAUCCUCCACGAUGCAGGGUUCACAGCCGACGGCAAAUGCAUCGCCAUCACGCAGCCCCGGCGCGUGGCGGCCGUGUCCGUCGCUCGGCGCGUCGCUCACGAGAUGGGAGUGACGCUGGGCGAGGAAGUGGGAUACGCCAUUCGCUUCGAGAACAGGACGUCGAGCAGGACCUUCAUCAAGUAUCUCACGGACGGCUGCCUUCUCCGGGAAUUCCUAGUCGACAUCGAGCUCAGCCAGUACUCGGUGGUGAUCUUGGACGAAGCCCACGAGAGAACACUCAACACCGACAUCCUUCUCGGCUUGCUCAAGCGCCUGGUUGCCUUGAGAAAGCCCGAGCUUAAGCUGAUCGUUACCUCGGCAACUUUAGAUGGUCACAAGAUCUCCAAGUUCUUCGGUGGCUGCCCCGUUGUCAACAUCCCUGGGAAGCUCUUCCCGGUGGAGAUCAUGUAUAGCACCGAGCAGCCAGUGAGCUACGUGGAGUCGGCGGUGGAGACCGCGAUAGAGAUCCACGCCAAGGAGCCUCCUGGUGAUAUCCUCGUGUUCAUGACGGGCCAGGAGGAGAUAGAGAAGGUGAUAGUUAAGCUGGAGCACAGGGUCCAGACUCUGGAAGAAGGCUCGUGUAUGGACGCACUUGUUCUUCCUCUCCAUGCUUCGCUUCCACCGGAGUUUCAGGCCCGGGUUUUCGCCCCGGCUCCUAGCAACUGCCGGAGGAUCAUCGUUGCUACAAAUGUCGCGGAGACGUCUCUCACGGUUGACGGUGUUGUCUACGUGAUUGAUCCAGGCUUCGUGAAGCAGAGACAGUAUAAUCCCACCACGGGCAUGGACGCUUUGUGCGUCGUUCAGAUAAGCAGGGUUCAAGCAACGCAGCGAGCUGGUCGAGCAGGACGGACGUGUCCUGGUAAAUGUUACAGGCUCUACUCGAGCUCCAACUUCGAGCAAGACUUUCCGGCCGUGACGGUACCGGAGAUUCAGAGGUCGUCGCUAGCUGGGGCGCUCCUCCAUCUCAAGUCGCUGGAGAUUCCAAACCUCGACGUGCUGAACUUCGAGUACCUGGAUGCCCCGUCGGUGGCAUCGCUGGAGGAUGCUUUGAGGCAGCUAUAUCUCAUUGACGCAAUCACCAGCAAAGGCGACGUUACCAGCCUUGGCAAGCGGAUGGCUGGGCUUCCGCUGGAACCGUCUCUAGCGAGAGCUUUGAUUGCUGCGGAGGAUCUCGGAUGCCUGGAAGACGCUCUAGUACUGGCUGCGAUGCUCUCUUGCGACUCGGUGUUUUACCAAGCUCCAAAGAAGGAGAAGAAAGAACAAUCAGCUGUUCACCAGGACUUGCCAACAGGAGACGGUUUUGGCGAUCACAUUCAGCUGCUACAGAUCUAUGAGAAGUGGAGAAGGGUGGAUUACGACUUCGAGUGGUGCAAAGAGCACGGUUUGCAGAUAAGAGCGAUGAAGUUCGCGAGGGACAUACGGAAGCAGCUCAGCCUGAUCAUGCAAGGGAAAAGUGACUUCAGGAAGCGGAAAGAUCCAGCGUACAAGAACUUACGCAAGGCUUUUGCCGAAGGCUUUGCGAACAGGCUGGCUCAUCGGCUUCCCAAUCACAACGGGUACCGCACUCUGGCACAAAGCUCUCACCUCGUGCAAGUUCAUCCUUCAGCUUGCAAGAUGGAAAUUGAUGCGGACGGACUGCUACCCGAGUGGAUUCUUUACCACGAGUUGCUAACAACGACACGGCCGUAUAUCAAGAAGAUUUGCGUCAUCGACGGUCGCUGGGCUCAACCGACGCUGGUGAAGCUUCAAGACCUGGACGUCAUAAGCUUGAGUGGCAGGCUGCCAGAAGAGUCAAGGACGCAUUUGGACGAAUCGUCGGAGACUAAGCCCGCAAGUGCCGUCACUCAACCAGCUAACAAAGAGGCGGUGGACGCUGCUCGAGAACGAUAUAUGGCUCGCAAAAAGGCCAGGACCAAUCCGGCACGGCUUUCAGCCCGCUGACGUUUUACGAGUAAACAAGAAGCAAAUAUGGUGCUCCUACUCAAGUUCAUCCAUUCUGAUUUUGGCGCUUCCGGAUAGCUCGUUUUAUUUUCAAGGUGUGCUUAGUUGUUUCACAGUGGGGUGUUUGAGCUCAUUCAAUUCACAGUGCUGAGGCUUCGGGGGUCCGGUGUUUGCACCGCAGUGAAGGUAAUUUAUAAUCGUGUGCUUUUUGAGGCUCUUGCUGUUGUCAGAAACGCUCUGCCGAGCAUUUUUGAGGCCUUGGAGUUGUUUAUGAAUUUUUCUCCUCUAUUGUGGCCUUUGAAGCGCUUCCAAAAGGUUGGAAUCUCGUGUUUCAUUGGUGUCUAAUGCUUAUUCCUGACAGGAAGCGUUCUCAUUCUUUCUUUAUGAUUAUCUCGUCUGGAAUCAAAUAACAAUAUACAUAGCACCAACACCACCACCUUGUCAUUUUUGAGGAGCCAUAAAACCACAAUGCAACUGGAAAAUCAAUGUCAUCAUCAUGGAAAGGCAGGCUUUCCUCGCGAAAGGCUUAACUUGAAAAAUUAAUGAACGAAAACCUCCAAUAGUGCCAAUCGAAAA
This is a messenger RNA of Selaginella moellendorffii, 2706 nucleotides long. RefSeq names its product probable pre-mRNA-splicing factor ATP-dependent RNA helicase DEAH4. The record is from RefSeq and is a predicted model, not a curated record. Gene Ontology annotation, cellular component: intracellular anatomical structure. Gene Ontology annotation, molecular function: ATP binding; RNA binding. The coding region runs from base 7 to 2130 and encodes 707 amino acids. NCBI's taxonomy places the organism in Eukaryota, Viridiplantae, Streptophyta, Lycopodiopsida, Selaginellales, Selaginellaceae. The transcript has 2 exons.